CACUUUCCAACAACCAUGGACAAUUACCCGAGGUCAGGAACCCACAACAAACACAACAUCCCAACCCUCAAGCAUCCCGGUGUGCAGGGAGAGCCCUCGCUGUGUCCCACCAUGGCAUUCGCUGGCACCUGGCAGAUCUACUCCCAGGAGAACCUGGAGCCUUUCCUCAAAGCUCUGGGGUUGCCAGAUGACACUAUCAAAAUGGCCAAAGAUAUUAAGCCUAUUGUUGAAAUCCAACAAAAAGGCAAUGACUUUGUUGUGACAUCCAAAACACCCAACAAAUCUGUAACCAACUCGUUCACACUUGGCAAAGAGGCUGACAUCACCACCAUGGAUGGCAGAAAGCUGAAGUGCACUGUGAACUUGGUGAACGGGAAGCUGGUGUCCAAAUCAGAUAAAUUCUCUCAUGAGCAGGAAGUUAAAGGAAAUGAAAUGGUGGAGACUAUAACAUAUGGUGGAGUAACACUUGUCAGAAGAGGCAAGAAAGUCUAAAGACUGAUCCUCACCUCUGUGACAGCUUUACAUACCUGAAAUAAAGUGCACUUUCCAUAAGG
Messenger RNA from Parus major (Great Tit), 554 nucleotides. Its product is annotated as fatty acid-binding protein, liver. Bases 16 to 492 code for a protein of 158 amino acids. Gene Ontology annotation, cellular component: cytosol; nucleus. Gene Ontology annotation, molecular function: fatty acid binding. Gene Ontology annotation, biological process: fatty acid transport. The record is from RefSeq and is a predicted model, not a curated record. The transcript has 5 exons. NCBI's taxonomy places the organism in Eukaryota, Metazoa, Chordata, Aves, Passeriformes, Paridae.